CCGGAGAGGCUAUGAGCCCGCAGGACUCCAAGGCAGCAGGGGCCGAGGCCACGGAGGAGCAGAAGGCCCAGAACCAGAGCCAGAAUCAGGGGUCUCCGGAGCCUACAGCGCCUCCGCUCCCUCCCCCUUCACCGCCACCAGCAGAGCCACCAGAAUACCCCAGACCUAAGCUCAUCUUCCACACCCAGCUGGCUCAUGGGAGUCCCACAGGGCGGAUUCAUGGAUUCACUAAUGUCAAGGAGUUGUAUGCCAAGAUCGCAGAAGUGUUCAACAUCUCCCCCUCAGAGAUCCUGUUCUGCACUCUCAACUCUCAUAAAGUGGACAUGCAGAAACUACUGGGAGGACAGAUUGGACUGGAGGACUUCAUCUUUGCCCAUGUAAGAGGGGAGACCAAAGAGGUGGAGGUGACAAAGACAGAAGAUGCACUGGGUCUCACGAUCACAGACAACGGGGCCGGCUACGCUUUCAUCAAGAGGAUAAAGGAAGGCAGCACCAUUGACCGGCUGAAGACAGUAUGUGUUGGAGACCACAUCGAGGCCAUCAAUGACCAGAGCAUUGUAGGGUGUCGACACUAUGAGGUUGCAAAGAUGCUAAAAGAGCAACCGAGAGGCGUACCCUUCACUCUUCGCCUUGUGGGACCCAAGAAAGCCUUUGACAUGAUUGGAAUGAGGACUAGAGCGCCAAAGUCUAAUGAGGGCAAGAUGGUGAAUGGGAAGGAAACACUGCGACUAAGGUCCAAGGGUUCUGCUACAGUUCAGGAAGUGCAGAAUGAAUUUGAAGAACGAGCCACCAAAAAAGUGGACGACCUGUUGGAGAGCUACAUGGGCAUCAGAGACCUGGAGCUGGCAACCACCAUUGUGGAAGCGGGCAAAGACAAGAAGAACCCCGAUGACUUUGCAGAGGCACUGGAUUCAGUUCUGGGGGAUUUUGCCUUCCCUGAUGUUUUUUUGUUUGAUGUAUGGGGAGCUAUUGGAGAUGUCAAAAAUGGCAGAAUCUAGACAUUUAUUGUACACAUAAGAGAGAAGAGUUCUGUUCUCUGGUAUAUCAAGCUGCAAAAAAGUAAAACGUAGAAGUGCUUAAAUAUUGCCUUCCAGUCCCUAUAUUCAUUUUGAAUCACUUGCAAUCGUGGCCGUACUGCGAUAUUUUUUGAGAAAUGAAAUGUCACUAAUUUGUGCAUAACAGAUUCUUAAUGUACUACUAAACUGAACUGUCAAAUCUUUACAAGAAAUACAAUGCACAGAAAUCUGCAGAGUAGUUUUAAAUACAUUUGGCUAAAUGAAUAAUCAGAAAUCACUAAUUUAUCAUCAUUAAAAAGCUGUGAUUGAAUAUUUAAUUAAAAAGAGAUGCAUUUAAAAGAAGUCUUCACGUCUGCCACAAGCAUGCAAUGGUAUGUUAUGAAACUGCAAGAGUUGGGAUCAGCUGAGGAAUCCAGGGAAAUCAGUAAGCACCAGUAAGUCUGUUUCACUUUGAAAGGAAUUGUCAGGAAAACAGGAAAGAAACAUUUACAGGACAUUCAAAGACCAAAUGAGUAAUCUUUCUCUCAGUUAACAACAACUUAUAUAAGUAAAAUUAAAAAAAUCUGUGCUUUAGAUUUUACCAAGCAUUCCAGAAAAAUGCAUUGCAGCUUUAAAUAUUCUCAGUCUUGCAGUAGCUGACUGACCUGACUUGAACUUAAAAAAAUUAAAAAACAAAAAAAAAUCUGCUUUAGGACAUUAAUUAAAGCUGUCAUCUAAAAACUGAAUACCAGGGGAGCAAUCUUCAGCUGGAUGUUCCUGCUCUGCAAUUCAGAUUCCCACAUGUGGAAAUUGCUGUCAAACACCAAAUUUGACCCAAAAAGUUCCCACAGUCAAAAAGAAAUCAAAAAAUUAUUUUGGUGGACUCUUGUGCUUGUAUGUAAACUCUUACUCUUACUUUUCCUUAAAAAACGGAAAGAAUUUCUUGUGUUUGUUGACAACAGGAAAACGUUACAUAUUCACUUUAACAUUGUACCAUGUUUCACUGAG
Molecule: messenger RNA, 2003 nt
Organism: Oreochromis aureus
Lineage: Eukaryota; Metazoa; Chordata; Actinopteri; Cichliformes; Cichlidae
Gene: gipc3
Product: GIPC PDZ domain containing family, member 3
Exons: 6
Coding region: 12-998 (328 amino acids)
Molecular function (GO): protein binding
Source: RefSeq, a predicted model, not a curated record